This is a messenger RNA of Dissoconium aciculare CBS 342.82, 3981 nucleotides long. Its product is annotated as glycosyltransferase family 2 protein. Gene Ontology annotation, molecular function: chitin synthase activity. Gene Ontology annotation, cellular component: cell septum; cell periphery. The record is from RefSeq and is a predicted model, not a curated record. The transcript has a single exon. Lineage: Eukaryota; Fungi; Ascomycota; Dothideomycetes; Mycosphaerellales; Dissoconiaceae. Bases 223 to 3711 code for a protein of 1162 amino acids.
AUCCAGCAUUAUUAUCGUUGCAUCGCUACUGUUACUACUCGCCGUCGCUGCUCUGGUUCAUUCACCUACCAUCACUGACCUCUCACAAGCUAUUACUACACUGAACGGAUAGCACAUCAUCCAUUCGCUCGUGUGCAACAUGGAUUCAUAGUCAAAGAAGACAAACCACAUCAGCGCUCAAGUUAAAUCCUCCAAACAGCUACGACCUCGAUCGUCGGAAAGAUGUCUGGACACAGUUCAUAUGGACCGCCGCCAGGUUAUCCUGGUGGAGAUGACGAUUCUGCAUCGAACCACCCAAACAAUGCCGGCGCAUCGAUGCGCCUGCUCACCAACUCGAGUGAAGACUCAUAUGCUCCUUCAAUCUCACCCAGCGCAGCCUCAGAUCCGCGCAAGAAACCCACGCCACAAGAGCUCUUUCUACGAGCACAAGAUCGAUUGAACGCGCUGAAUGCGAGCAACAAGAGCAGCGACUCUCUUCCCACAUAUUCACCCACACCUUCGGUCCGCCUUCAACCGGAACCGGUGCAUGAAGAGAUGAGCAGUCUACUACAAGAGGUCCAAGAUGAGAUCUCUACUGGCAGCCCGCCGCGGUCUGGUGAACCUCGCACGCGUCACUUUCGAGGAAAAUUCAAGACCAAGGAUAGCACAGAAGACAUGAGCCCGUCAACAUCGCCCAUCCGUGGCGGUUUGCCUCCGAGCCCUCUACAGCGCUCGUAUCAGCCAUCCGCUCCACCGUUGUCACGGCACACCUCUGUGCUCGGUGACGCGCCUCAAAUUCCGCCUCCGAGUCGUGAUGGUUCGGCCUACAGUCCCUUGUACCGCCCUUCUUCACGAGCAUCACAAUCUCCCACGCGGCCGUACUCCCCUUCGCGAACUUCUGUCGCGGACUAUGCUCGUCCAAGGGCGCCCACGAUUCAAUAUGAGCCUGCUGAUAUUAAUGGCGUCCCACGACCGGGCACUCCUUCCUCUCAAUACGGAGGUGGUUCCCCGAAACGUCCUCUGCCUCCGGCACCAUUGUUUGCUGCGACUCGACCUCUGUCGCGAUCGUCUCACGAUAUGGAUAGAGAGCCCGAAAUGACAUCCAUUCCCAUCGACGAUGAUGCGACCACCAAUGCAGAUGAUGUCUUUGGACCUUCCACCGCAGGAACUCUUACUCGCGAGCUGCACGAACGCGAUAGUUUCGUGUCCGAAGCCACGCUCGCGGAAGACCACUACGAUGAAAAGGACGACAUGGAUGAGCAAACCGACGUCGACAGCGGCUCUCUUUAUGGACCGGCACCCACAGGCAAGCAAGCCCGUCGUGGCGUCCGCCAGGCACAGAUGGCCACCAAAGAAGUCCGCCUGAUCAACGGUGAACUGAUUCUCGAGUGUAAAAUCCCCACCAUCCUCUACAGUUUCCUCCCUCGCCGGGACGAUGUCGAGUUCACCCACAUGCGCUACACCGCCGUGACCUGCGACCCCGACGACUUCGUCAGCCGCGGAUACAAGCUGCGUCAGAACAUCGGCACCACCUCGCGCGAGACGGAGUUGUUCAUCUGCAUCACCAUGUACAACGAGAACGAGAUCGACUUCACCCGCACCAUGCAUGGCGUCAUGCGCAACAUCGCCCACUUCUGCAGCCGCGCCAAGAGUCGCACCUGGGGCAAAGAAGGCUGGCAGAAGAUCGUCGUCUGCAUCAUCUCCGACGGUCGCGCCAAAGUGCACCCUCGCACUCUUGACGCCCUGGCCGCCAUGGGUUGCUAUCAAUCCGGUAUCGCGAAGAACUCGGUCAACGCGCGCGAAGUCACGGCGCACGUGUACGAGUACACCACACAGGUGAGCUUGGACGCCGACUUGAAAUUCAAGGGCGCCGAGAAGGGCAUCGUGCCGUGCCAGAUGAUCUUCUGUCUCAAGGAAAAGAACGCGAAGAAGUUGAAUAGUCAUCGAUGGUUCUUCAAUGCGUUCGGUCAGGCGCUGAACCCGAAUGUUUGCAUUCUGCUCGAUGUCGGAACCAAGCCUGGCGACGACUCGCUGUAUCACCUGUGGAAGGCGUUUGAUCGUGACAGUAAUGUUGCUGGUGCAGCCGGAGAGAUCGUGGCGGCCAAGGGUAAAGCUUGGAUGCAACUUUUGAAUCCAUUGGUCGCCAGCCAGAAUUUCGAGUACAAGAUGAGUAACAUCCUCGACAAGCCGCUCGAGUCGGUAUUCGGAUACAUCACCGUCUUGCCUGGUGCGUUGAGUGCAUACCGAUACCACGCCUUACAGAACGAUGAGAACGGCCACGGACCUCUAAGCCAGUACUUCAAGGGAGAGACACUCCACGGUCAAGACGCGGAUGUCUUCACAGCCAACAUGUACCUCGCCGAGGAUCGUAUCCUCUGUUGGGAGUUGGUCGCCAAACGCAACGAGAAGUGGGUGCUCAAGUACGUCCGCAACGCGACCGGAGAGACCGAUGUCCCCGACGCGAUCCCCGAAUUCAUCUCCCAGCGUCGCCGUUGGCUGAACGGAGCCUUCUUCGCCGCCGUCUACUCGCUCCUGCAUUUCCGACAGAUCUGGACCACCGACCACUCCAUCGCGCGGAAGAUCCUCCUCCACGUCGAAUUCAUCUACCAGCUCGUCCAGCUCAUCUUCACCUUCUUCUCGCUCGGAAACUUCUACCUGGCCUUCUACUUCAUCGCGGGCAGCCUCGCCGAUCCCCUGGUCGACCCCUUCGGCCACCACAUCGGCGCCGCCAUCUUCAUCAUCCUCCGCUACGUCUGCGUGCUCACCAUCAUGAUGCAGUUCAUCCUCUCCAUGGGCAACCGACCGCAGGGGGCGAAGCGCAUGUUCACCGCCUCGCUCGUCGUCUUCAGCAUCAUCAUGGCCUACAACACCUUCGCCACCAUCUACAUCAUCGUGCGGCAGUUCGGCCCCUCGCAGACGGAAAACGUGCAUUUCGGGUCCAACAUCUUCACCAACCUCAUCGUCUCCACGCUGUCCACCGUGGGCCUCUACUUCCUCAUGUCCUUCCUCUACCUGGACCCGUGGCACAUGUUCACCAGCGCCGGCCAAUACUUCGCCCUGCUGCCCUCGUACAUCUGCACGCUGCAAGUCUACGCCUUCUGCAACGCCCACGACGUCACCUGGGGCACCAAGGGCGACAACGUCAUGAACAAGGACCUCGGCGCGGCCAAAGCCGCCAGCAAGGACGGCUCCAAGGUCGAACUCGAGAUGCCGUCGGAGCAGCUCGACAUCGACUCCGGCUACGACGAGGCGCUCCGGAACCUGCGCGACCGCGUCGAGGUGCCGGUGCCGCCGAUCGCGGCCUCCCAGCAGCAGGAGGACUACUACCGCGCGGUGCGCACGUACGUGGUGAUCGUGUGGAUGGUGUCCAACGCGGUGCUGGCGAUGGGCGUCAGCGAGAUCUACGGCUCCACCCCCGUGGCCGACAACUUCUACCUGAAGUUCAUCCUGUGGAGCGUGGCCUUCCUCGCGCUGUUCCGCGCCCUCGGCUCCACCGCCUUCCUGAUCAUCAACAUGGUCCAUUCCAUCAUGGAGGCCCGCCUGAAGUGGCUGCAGAGACGCGACCACGUCGAUCCCCUCGCGGGCGCCACGGUCGCGGGGCGCAAGGUCGGCGGGUUAACGCUCUGGGAGAGAUUCUCGACGCCCAAGUGGGCGCUCGGCACGAAGAAGUGGGUCGGAGGGAAGAUGAGCUCGGCGGGGAGCAGCAUCGGGAGUGCGGUGGGGAGGAGGUAGAUGGAUUUGGGAUUUGGUUUCAUGAUCGAGACGGUUACGUGUAUGAUGGGGAUUGGCGUUUUUUUUUCUCUCCUUUUGGGAGAUUCUCGGAUGCUGCUGGGAUUUUGGGAGACGAUGUGGAAGAUACAUGUCGUCUGCCCUGGUUCGAUGGGGACUGAUCCUCAAUUUCGUCUUAUUAUCAUCGUGCGCCCUUUCCCAGCCAUUGUUUGGAAAGGAAUAGAUGUGGCAACUUUUGAGUACACCAAAACUCGCUCUUCGCUGUCGUUGUGG